UUAGACGGAUUCCUGGGUCCAUUUACACACGGAUUUCCUCCAUUUUUCCUCCUUGUCUAUCUUUUGCUUUAAGAAGCAGAAUGAUCAAAGUCGACGCUUACUAAUAAUCAGUGUGUUCCCACUAAUUGACAACCCAACCGCAGCCAGAGUUCCCUUAUAAAUCACACUUCCAUUUCUUCUUCAUCUUCUUCACCAAUCACCCAUUCAGCUCAUUUCUCCCUUUCCUAAGCACAACCCAUUCAGAUCAGAGCUUCACUCGCAAGAAACUAACUCUAAAGGUUCCAACUUUCUUCCACCAAUGGCCGAGAAAUCGAAGAUUCUGGUGAUCGGAGGAACAGGGUACAUCGGGAAGCACAUCGUGGAAGCUAGUGCCAAGGCCGGAAACCCCACUUUCGCUCUCGUCAGAGAGUCCACUCUCUCCUCCAAAGCCGCCAUCGUUGACGGAUUCAAGUCACUUGGUGUCACCAUCGUCGUUGGAGAUAUUGACGAUCACGAGAAGCUGGUGAAGGCGAUCAAGGAAGUGGAUAUCGUGAUCUCCGCGCUCGGUCAGAAUAUCCCCGAUCAGGUCAAGAUCAUCGCGGCCAUCAAAGAGGCCGGAAAUGUCAAGAGAUUCUUGCCGUCGGAGUUUGGGAACGACGUCGGCAGGACCAGGGCAGUGGAGCCGGUGCGAUCGAUCUUCCAGGAGAAGGUGAAAAUCCGAGAGGCGGUUCAGGCCGCCGGAAUUCCACACACCUUCGUCUCCUCCAACUGCUUCGCCGGAUACUUCCUCCCCAAUCUGAACCAGCCCGGCGCCACCUCUCCUCCCAGAGAGAAUGUCGUCAUCUUGGGCGACGGAACCGCCAAAGCGGUUUACAACAAGGAGGAAGAUAUCGGCGCAUUCACGAUCAAAGCAGCGCAAGAUCCAAGAACACUGAACAAGAUCGUCUACAUCAGGCCGGAAAGCAACACUUACUCGUUCAACGACCUUGUCGCUCUGUGGGAGAAGAAGAUUGGGAAAAGCUUGCAGAAGAUCUACAUUCCAGAGGAACAGAUCCUGAAGAACAUCCAAGAAGCUGAAAUCCCGAUGAACAUAAUCUACGCGCUGGGGCAUGCGGUGUUCGUGCUGGGAGAUCAGACUUACUUCGAGAUCGAGCCGUCGUUCGGGCUGGAGGCGUCGGAGCUUUAUCCUGAUGUGAAGUACACGACUGUGGAUGAAUACCUGGACCAAUUUGUGUAAUUCUGUUACAAGAAGAAGAAGAAGAGAUUUUUAAUUUCCCAGUCUGUACUUUGAUUUUCUACUUUGUCAGCUCUAUGUUUACAUUCCACUGUACUGUAUUCCCUUCCCGCCAUGGAUUUGAUUUACGGUUUGAUCUGGUUUCUUGAUUAUGUCUAAUCUGUUAUGUUGGUGGGUGAAACUGAAAUCUCUUUCUAACCUCUUAAAACUCCAAUAUUCUGCUAAAAAGAAUUCAGCUCCACCAGAUCAUAGAUCCACCUAACGUUUGCUUGAUAGCUCUCCUUUUCCAAUUUCCAUGAUGAUGUAAGAAAGAUGAUCAAACAAUUAAAAAGAACGAAUAAAGCCUUACGCAAAGCUGACACGGGCCUGACGACAUUUAGACCGGCUGGCCGCCGGAACUUAACCUCCCAAUCUUUAAAAGCGCCUUUUCACCCCCAACCUCUAGCAGUCGCCGGCGGAAUUACAUAGACGGCGGAAAAGAGCGAGAUUCCGUUCACUGAAGGCACCUGCUACUGCUACAUCGAGGAAGUUUCCUCGGUCUACAAUACAAUCCCGGCGAUCGGUACUUCUGAUCUCGCCGGAGAAUCCACCGUCGUCGACAAAUUCAAGGCCCUCGGCAGUCCAUCUCCUCGCCGUAAGUUCAAUUGCACUCCUGGGCAUCUAAUUCACCUGUUCUAACCCUAUCUUUCGUUUCUUUCGCAUGCAAAAUCGAACCAAAAAGAUUUGUUCUUGGGCGAGAAUGAAUAAGAUCACAAAAG
Messenger RNA from Linum trigynum, 1971 nucleotides. NCBI's taxonomy places the organism in Eukaryota, Viridiplantae, Streptophyta, Magnoliopsida, Malpighiales, Linaceae. The record is from the annotation of a GenBank genome assembly.